GGACGUCAAAAUGUCAACGUUGCAGCAUGCUCAUCGGAAAAGUUGAGCUAGCUUGUGACCUAGUUAGCUAUAGCUAGAAACAAGGCAACUACCAACAGGACGCAGUUAGAGAACGACGGUUGUGGGGAAGCACACACGCACAAAACACCCUGCUGAAAUAUUUACUUCAGGCUGUGUACACUCACCGAAUGAAGGGUAGCUUUGAACUUCAAAGACGCUCGGUGACCAAAGAUUCACAAACAAAAAAAGCCUUUGGCCAUGUCAGGACAGAGGAAAGGAGCCGCAGCAGCAGCACGGCUACCCAAGUGUGCCUUCUGCAGAACCAACCGGGACAAGGAGUGUGGGCAGCUGCUGGUGUCUGACAGCCAGAAGGUGGCAGCCCACCAUAAGUGCAUGCUUUUCUCUUCAGCCCUCGUCACAUCACAUUCAGACAGUGAAAACAUCGGAGGAUUUUCCAUUGAGGAUGUGAAAAAAGAGAUCAAGAGGGGAAAUAAACUGAUGUGUUCUUCUUGUCACCGACCGGGUGCGACCAUCGGCUGCGAUGUGAAGACGUGCCGGAGGACGUAUCACUAUUACUGUGCUGUUAAGGACAAAGCCCAGAUCAAAGAGAAUCCCUCACAAGGGAUUUACCUGUAA
Molecule: messenger RNA, 636 nt
Organism: Neolamprologus brichardi
Lineage: Eukaryota; Metazoa; Chordata; Actinopteri; Cichliformes; Cichlidae
Source: RefSeq, a predicted model, not a curated record